UUUUUUUUUCCUCUUUUUCUUUCUUAUCUUUCUUGUUUUCAUCCAGACUUUUUGUAGUUGGAAAUGGAACGACUGAAUGACAACAACAACAAUGGUCUGACCUCUGAACAAACACAACAAAGGCUGUUGAAUCGUGUAUCCGGGUUCUUUUUUAACAAACGAAGACCCGACGAAGACGAAGAUGAAAAUGAAGGGCCAUCCAGUACCAGCCAUUUAUCGCACCGAGCAAUAUCCUCCGAUCCCAUGAUAGAAGACGAUAGAGCUACCACGGCUUCACGAGUCGAUUCCAUGUUUUCUUCUUUCCAAUCACAGCAAUCCAAUCGGCCCAAUCCAAAUACCCCUCCCCCUUUGCGCACCGUUGAACUCGAUAACACGAUUGUGCACAAAUCCGAUACCCCACCUUCGCCACCUUCUUCCUCCUCCAGUCCCUUACCUUCUUCUUCUUCAUCUUCUUCCAGAAAAAAUGCUACGUCCCCCGGUGAUGACGUGGAUGCCGCUUUCGAAAAGCUUUUGCAAGAAUAUGCGUUGCCCGCCAACCUCAAACCGAGCUUAUCGCAGUUGUCAAGAGAACAGAAAGCAGUCUUACUUCAGUCAUCGCAGUCCAGAAUGCUGUUACGCAAGAACUCGUCCUUUUCAACGAAAUCGUUUUCGUUGGCCGCUACCUUGGGAAUUCAUAAAAAGGGUCGGAACAGCCUUAACAAGUUAUUCACGCCACCCGCCUCAUCCGAGGAUAGCCUUGCCUCUUACGCGUCCUCACCAUCGAUGAAAAAACCACCAGGGACUUCGGGUCGAUCGGGCCAUCGACCUCGAACCUCGCUUCUCAGUGGUGGUGGGUCGUAUGGCGAAUCGUCGUCUUCAUCCGCUCACGGAGGUCGAACCAUGCGAAGCAAGCUUAAAUCCUCGCCCGAGUAUUUCGUGCAUCUUCUUUCCGAAACCCCCGUACGGCAAUUGGAAGAGGCUGAUAUUUUGGAUCUACGCGUCUUCCUGCGCAACGUUGUCGUAAGUUGGACGACCGAGUUUUUAGCCAAAGGCGGCUAUGAAGUCAUAUCGGACCUAUUCCGACAGAUGAAAGAAAUCCCAAAAAGGUACAUGCUUUUACCCCCUACUUUGAAUUUUUUUUUCUUCAAUAGCGAUCGUUUUAACUCAGAUCUUCAUCACUGUAGAAUGCCAAACGACGAUAAAAUGCUUCAACACUUGGCCAAGUGCUUCAAAGCUAUCAUGACUCAUGAGGCAGCCGGAAUUGAAAAGGUGCUGACCGAGCCUUCCGCUUUGGAGCAUAUCCGUGAUUUGUUAUUUGGACCUGGCAAUCAGAAACAGAAAGCCAUCUAUGGUCUGGAAGUGACGACACGAAGUUUGUUGCUCAAUCUUUUGUGUACUCUUGCUAGUUUACAGACCAAACGUACAAGCACCACCCGAUACGUCCACGGCUAUGAUGUUCUGCGCAAUUUACUGCUUGACCGACCCCAUGAUACCCCUUCGGACGAAAGCGCGAACAAAGAGCUUCCGUUCCGUAUGUCGCUCAAGACAGAUACCAAAGCGGUGAUGCGCAUGAUUCUCGAGAAUGAAGCUGCCGCCGAGGCCGCAGCGGAUGAGAACUUGCAGCCGCGAUAUACCGCAUGGAUGCGAGAGAUUCAAUACACGGUGGAUCGUCAUAUCGAACCAAUCACAUUUUUGGCUCAAGUCCUGGAUUACAAAUUUGAGAGCGCUUUUCGCCAGUUGAAAUUAAAACCUCAAGAUAAAAAACCGGAGGACGAAGCACCAAAGUCACCCGAUGAUCCCAACCAAGAUGCUUCAGGCUCAGUCAUGGUGGAUGAAGGCGUCGUUGACUAUCUCAUUACCCAUCUUCGGUUAAUAUGCACCAUCAUCACGACACCGGCUACCACCUAUCAAGGCAUCUAUGAUGAGCGGGAACAAGAAAAAGUGCGGUUAGAAAUCAUGUUAUCCGGAUUUGAUAAAAUCUCAAAGGCUCUUCGAGGAUGUCCUCAUCCGACGCUGUAUGCAUCUUAUAUUCGCUAUUUGCAACCCCUCUUGAAACCUUGGGCCGAUCUAUCGGUGCCAUCGGUUUCUGCCACCACGGCUUCGUCCUCUUCUUCCUUACAUCCACCUCCUCGCCAUCAUAAAUCCAACCAUUCUUCUCCCGACCCCUCUACAUCUCGAAAUCCCUAUGAAACUGAUAAGCUAUCGAACGCUUCUGCCAAGAAUGCCAUGCACCGAACCUCGUUCCUCGGAGAUGCUGACAGCUGCUUUGAUACACCAUUCCUAGAUGAAGAAGAGGAUCCAGACUUAUACCCGGGUUCAAUUGCAGAUGAUCCGAUGUGGAUAGACGAAGACGACGACUUGGCUAGUCUCGAUAAUUACGACGACAUCUUUGAUGAGGAUGAGGAGAUCGUUUACUACGAGGACGAAGAGGAGCCUCCCAACCUUGAUCGCGAAUACAAAUGGAAGGCUGCCGUAAGAUAGAAAGAUAAAGAAAAAAAACGAACCUAUACUCGUUAGUCGCCUCUAUUUAUCAGCUAGGAAAAUGUUAACAUAAAAAAUGCAUACUAUUUUAGCUCGCGCUAAAACGGGUGAAAGUCACAUCAUAACAUUCUUUUUUUCUUUCGGCAAUACAACCGCCGUCAAAGAGAGACGAUCGCAAAUUAUAGUCUGCAAAAAGUUCACAAAAUUUUAGGAACAGAGGUUGCGAUAAU
Radiomyces spectabilis is the source of this 2690-nucleotide messenger RNA. RefSeq names its product armadillo-type protein. Gene Ontology annotation, biological process: actin cytoskeleton organization. Bases 64 to 2460 code for a protein of 798 amino acids. Gene Ontology annotation, molecular function: small GTPase binding; actin binding. NCBI's taxonomy places the organism in Eukaryota, Fungi, Mucoromycota, Mucoromycetes, Mucorales, Radiomycetaceae. The record is from RefSeq and is a predicted model, not a curated record. The transcript has 6 exons.